Homalodisca vitripennis (glassy-winged sharpshooter) is the source of this 3760-nucleotide messenger RNA. Its product is annotated as TP53-binding protein 1-like. The record is from RefSeq and is a predicted model, not a curated record. Lineage: Eukaryota; Metazoa; Arthropoda; Insecta; Hemiptera; Cicadellidae. Gene Ontology annotation, cellular component: nucleus. Bases 336 to 3701 code for a protein of 1121 amino acids. Gene Ontology annotation, biological process: DNA damage checkpoint signaling; positive regulation of transcription by RNA polymerase II. The transcript has 26 exons. Gene Ontology annotation, molecular function: histone binding.
UCGUCUUGACCGGCUGCUUUUAUACUGACUAACGAUUACUGGACAGUGGACUGAUGAAACGUGUUGCUUGCUACUGCUAACCACUAACCAGCCCAUUGGUUAAUAUUAUUCGCCGGAUUCGUCACAGAUGUGUUUGUGCAGUUUGGUUAUGUUAUUUACAUUAUAUUUAUAACAUUGGACUAAAGAGAACCAUUAAUUUUGUUCUGAAUGUGAAUUUAUAUUAAGUACAUCACACAUGGGGAAUUGGACUUCGAUGAAAUAACUUGGCUAACAUUUUGUAAAUUGUAUUUUUAUGUUUUAUUUCGUUAAUAGACCACUGAGAGCCCUGUUACAAAAUGAGUGACAUAGAAGAAAAGCAAGAAUCAGGUACAGUGGAUGUUGGUGGUGAAGAUGCGAUCCCAGGAUCACAUUUGGAUUUGAACAACACAGAAGGACCGCCGGUAGAACCAGAAACUGCAGCAACUGGAGGAGAAGUUGAAGAGUCCCAGAUGCAGGAUGUGGCCGACACUGAACCAGUGUUGCCUUUGUCGGAACUUCAAAGUUCUUGUGAUACCUAUAUGAGUCAACAAAAUCACAUGCAGAUUCAAAGAAUAGACAAGUGUUUGAUCAUUACAUCAAGGCUUGACAGUGAAGAAACACGCGAUGAUUUAGAAGAUGAUGAACACCAAGAAGUGGCCGCAGAGAUGGACAAGUCUGCGGAGACAGAAAAGUCUGCAGUGACUGCCAAGUUUGCUGAGAUUGACAAGUCAGUCGAGAUCGACAAGUCAGCCGAGACCAGUGUUAUCAACAGCUCCCUAGAGGUGGAGACUAAUGAUUCCUUGCACAACAUAUCUUUGCCUGCAGCCCAACUUCCUGAAGAACAAAACACAAGUUUAGCUCAAGCUCAAGACAUUUCACAAGUAGAUGUUUUGGAUGAAAGUAUGGAACUGGAUGACAAUAUGCCUAAGAAACUCCCGAUGAGGAAGCGUAAAGAAAGAUCUGACGACUCGUCACCAUCGCCUAAGAAAUUCAAACAAGAAGGUGCUCCCGUACUUGAAACUUCAGAGGACAAAAGUACAUCAGAGGACAAAAGUUCUUUUGAGGUGAUCUAUGAAGGCUCUGGAACGAAGCAGGAAGAGGGGCAAAUUGUCAACAUCUCAUCAACUCCAGAGAAGACGAUCAUAAUUAAUGAUUCACAAGAGUUCAGCCUUCGCAUAGAUGAAACUUCACCUCCUCAAACUGGUGAAGAGAAGACGAAGGAUUCUCAAGAGAGUUAUACAUGGAAAUCCCAUGAUAAUGAGAAAAUGUCAUCGCCAAGUCAAAGUUAUAUGUCACAGAAGAGCGCGUCCUCAUGGACCUCCCACAAGGAUCACGAGGAUAGGUAUCAAAACAGGGACAAACUAAUUGAGGACUAUAAAAAAGAAAUCAUGGAUCUGAAAAAAGAAAAUGAAGAUCUGAUAAAGAAACUGGCAUGUUUAAAACGUGGAUCGAUAUCACCAGAAGCAAAACCAUCCCAUGCAGUUGGAGAAGGCAAGACGAGGACUGUGACAGACGAGAGACUGACCAGCAGCCUGAUCCAGUGGACAAUAGAUGACAAGACCAACAAAGUGCUAGCAGCGGAGCUCAAACAGAUCAGUGUGCUGGAAGAGUUGCAAGGGGAUAAGCCUGGCCGCUACUCCAUCACUUCCUCCAUCAGCACCAAGACGUCCUCUAGCGGCGGUUCUGUUGGGCUGCCGGGUCCGUUUCCAUUGCCAGGGUACACUCAUCGUACCCGGCUUUCCGUCAUGUCUUCAGUCUCCACCUCGACUUCUGGCAGCAGUAACACCAAACCAGGUUGGGAUGGACCGUUCUUGAAGCCCUUACUACCAGCAGGCAAAACAACAGUGACAAUAACAUGUGGCUGCUGUGGUUUCCUCUACCCACCUGUUGACAAGAUCUCCAGCCCCAUCAUGAAUGGCAGCCCAAAGCUGUCAGAAGAGGAUGAGGCGGAAGUGAAGUCUCUUUCUCCAAAGAGGUCAAAGAAGGUAUCACUGUCAAGCGCUGGAGCAUCCAGUGGUCCACUGGAGGAGGAGACCAGUUCCAGCUCCCUAACAGGGUCACAGCCGCAGCCUCAGGCCGCCAGCACACCCACCCCUAGCAAGGGUAGAGGGAGGGGCAGGAGGAAUGGAAGUGUACAGAGGACACCCAAGAAUGGAGUCGCCAAAUCGGUCAAGCCCAAGUCUUCUCUUCCCCUCACACCUAUUCCCAGUGAACCAAGCACUAAAAGAGAGGCAGUGCUGGCCAGGUGGGGGAGAGACGGUUGCUACUACCCCGGUUGGGUGUCUCCUACCCCCACUCCUGGACCCCAAACCCUAGUACAGUUCUGUGAUGGCCAGAGCAAGCUGACACCUAUGUCACGGGUGGUGCGUGCAGAUAUCGUCACCCCUGGCACUCUCGUACUGACUACCACUGCCACUGGCGAGUAUGAGGAGGCGUUGGUCAUCAAGGUCGACAAGGAAGGCCCAGAGCCCAUGUUCCAUGUGGAGAGAGACAAUGUGACCAGAGAAGUGGAGUUUGGUAGCAUAGCUUUACUAGAGGCGCAGGUGGCAGAGCUGACUAUGACCCACGCACAGAAAGCUGCUGCACACCUAAACUUCAAUGAUCUUUCUCUGGAGAACAUUAUUUCUCAUCCGCGGAAGAGGGCAGUACGGACAAAUUUUGCUGACAUAGCUCGAGGGUCACCUGGAAGGAAGAAGAAAAGACAGGCAACACCAGAGCCAUCUACCAGUCAUGGACACACCUUCAAUGGUCCUGAUGAGUACUAUAUGGACACAGACAGCUCUACUCAUAGUUCUUGCAGCCUUGACCUCAGAGGUAAAGAAGUGAAGCCGCUGGAUGUGGAGUGUUCCCCACCAGAAGUAGCCAAAAACGAGAGUCUCAAACUGAGCCACUACCGUCGUAAAAAUACCAAGUCGAAGGACAAAAAAGAGGAACCGGGACACCUUGUCGAGGCUAUGGGGCCGAUACCAGAACCAGGCAGUGAGCUGUUCAAGGACUGUGUGUUUCUGGUGACAUAUACCAACCAAGUGGAAAUCAGGGCUGUAGAGAGUUCCUACAGUGGUGACGAGAGUGGUUUGCCUGUCUGGAAGGAACGGUUGAGAACACAGAUCAAGAACGGAGGAGGAAAGGUGUAUACUUCACUCAACCAGGUGUCAAAAGAUGAGUUGGAGAGGACAUACCUGGUGACAGACAAGCCGAGCAAUACACCCUUGUACCUGCAGUGUCUAGUCAAUAAUAUUCCCAUAUACUCGAUAGCAGUCAUCAAACAGUGUUGUACGCAGAACAUCUGUUGGAAGGAUGUGAUCUCGCAGCGAAGCACCAAGAAGCUCUCAGCAGGUUACUCACUGGCCAAGAAGUGCAUGGUGAACCCUCGCAGUACACAGCCCUUGCGCGGCAAGACAAUCCUCAUAGCGUUAUCUGGGGACCCAUCUCUAACAGCGUUCUGGGAAAAUCUGGCAACCAAAGUUGGCGGCGCGUGUGAGACGUACCGUGGCGGUUGUUUGCAGAGGGACAAGUUUGACAUGGUGGUGACCGACCCGGGGUGUGAUCAGGACUUGGUGGCACAGGUGUGUGAGCAGAAACUGCCCCUGGUCUCUGCGAUGUGGCUGCAGCAGUGUAUAGUUACUAUUGACUACUCAUGUGUUGUGUUACAGUGCAGAGAGACAAGUUUGACAUGGUGGUGACCGACCCGGGGUGUGAUCAGGACUUGGUGGCACAGGUGUGUGAGCAGAAACUGCCCCUG